This is a messenger RNA of Salvelinus fontinalis (brook trout), 4272 nucleotides long. Its product is annotated as U11/U12 small nuclear ribonucleoprotein 48 kDa protein-like. The transcript has 11 exons. The record is from RefSeq and is a predicted model, not a curated record. Gene Ontology annotation, cellular component: U12-type spliceosomal complex; cytosol; nucleoplasm. NCBI's taxonomy places the organism in Eukaryota, Metazoa, Chordata, Actinopteri, Salmoniformes, Salmonidae. Bases 2896 to 3960 code for a protein of 354 amino acids.
UUCCUUUCUGGACAGGAAAUACUGAAUCGUGCCUCCACUGAAAAGCUGUUCUGCGGCUGACAGGAUCAGAGGGCACUGCUGCGGAGCCCAUGCACAAAUCUGGCUCAUCUCUAGCCUAUAGACCUGCUAUUAUCAACUAGGGAAUCAAACACGCAAAGUUAUUCUUCUUUGCCUUGGUAUACAGUAGAAGCCCUGAUUGAGAUGUAUGGACAGAACCCUAACUGGUUGUGGUCGAACGGGGAGCCUCUACGCCACCACAGGCACCUGGGCAGACUUGGCUCAGCAACCCUGAGGCAAUGGGAGGAUGAGGAAGAAGGAAAAGAGAAAGAACAUGCAAUUUGGACCAGGGAGCAUCCAGCAAUCUGUUGCUAUACUACAAGUAAGAGUGAGGUGUAUGAGUUAACUGUGAGAGAAUAUUGCAGGCUCAUUGCAAAAUAGUUCAGGGGAUUUUCAUUGCUUGUCUGUUUCAACCCUGAUUUAGGUUUGUUUUUAAGUGGCAUGCCUUGUUGUUUUGGGGUAAACAGGGUUUAUGCUGGUUUGUAUCAAAUAACAUGUUUUCCCAAUUCUGCUAUUCUGAAUUUGCUUACCUACCACUGCCUCCGUGCUUGCCAGUGUGGGCAGAUGACUUGUGACUAAGUGUCACGUUCCUGACCUGUUUUCCAUUGUUUUUGUAUGUGUUUAGUUGGUCAGGGCGUGAGUUGUGGUGGGCAUUCUAUGUUAUGUGUUUCUAUGUUGGGUUUAAUGUGUUGCCUGAUAUGGUUCUCAAUUAGAGGCAGGUGUUUGACGUUUCCUCUGAUUGAGAACCAUAUUUAGGUAGGCUGUUAGUUUGUGGGUGAUUGUCACCACACGGGACUGUUUCGUUUGUUUAGUCUGUUCGUGCGUUCUUCGUGUUAUGUAAGUUCGUUUGUUCAGGUCUGUUGACUUCGUUUAUUGUUUUGUAGUUUGUUCAAGUGUAUUUUCGUCUUUAAAUAAAUCAUUAUGGAUUCAACCUACGCUGCAUUUUGGUCCGACCCUUACUCCUUCUCAUCCGAGGAGGAGGAAUUUGACAGCCGUUACACAAAGAGCCUUGCCCAAACUCGGCAGGCCCAUUGGCAGGCCAAAGAGACAGCAGGACCAAACACGUGAUACAACGACAGACUGCAACAAAACAGCACCCAACCUUCCAUCCUACCUUAUGUCGUCCCUUCUCACCACACCUUACUAUUAUCGCUCCUCCAUCUCUUCCCUUCCCCUCUCCCAGCCUUCUAUCUCCUCUCCUUGCAUCUCGUUAUCCACGUUUAGUCUUCAUCUCCCCUAUUCCCAUUUCUUUGUAUGCUCAUUAAUGUGCUAUCCAACAUAGACAUAAUGCCAUUUGCUUGGUUUCUCCAUUCACUUGAAUACCUUUAGACAUCAUCAAUGGUAUGAACAGAAACUUUUCGUCAAAUGUUCUUAGGUUCUCUCCUCUGUCCCGUGUCUUCAGAUGGCCAUGGCCUCACCCAAGAGUGUGUUCAAAACCACUGGGGCUGGGCUUGUACCGAGAGUCCCUUUGGCCCUGUCCACACAGACCUAGUUAGCAUCCAAAGCCAGAGUGACACAGGGCUAGAUGCCCCUGAAAUGUGGAUGGAUGUCCCCCCACACCAGCCCUCUUUGGCUGGUGCUGAUGGAGAAGAAUCAUCCCAGCAUUGUUUAGGCAGUCAAUGGAGGAGCCACAGGACAGAGGGCCAUGGCUGUGUUUGUGUGCCUGGACCAAGUGAACCAGGAAGAUGUUGCCACAGUUGGGCUGGUUCCCCUCUCUUCAAUUUUGGAAUGAGGAAGACAAUAAUGGUAGGCGUCGAGGUGGAAAUAGUGGAGGAAGUAGCCUAUGAGGACACAGAGACACUUGAAGUAAUAUCAGAAGGAGUCUAUCCAAAUUAUUUGAUGGAAACCAUAUUGCUGCAUGAUGACCAGCUUUUCCCCACCUAAACAUGCAUUCCUUCAAAAGUUGUUUGCAAGGGAACUUUCUGUGUUUUUAAAUGUGAGCCUUGUCUUUUGAAUGUAUUUUACAUUUAUUUAAAUGUAGUUUAAAUAUUUAAAUGUAUUUGAAAUACCAUUUAAAGGCCUUUUUUAUGCCAGUGUUAUGUGAGGUUCAUUAAUUAUAAUUUUUUUACCCAAUAAAGUAAGAAAACCUUUGCUUGUUGUCUUGAUUUGAACUUCUAAUGAAGAUAUAAUAUAUGUAACUUCCAAGACCUUCUGACAGUCUACACUUGCUUUGUCCGUCCAGUGCUCCAGUACUCUGCUCAAGUAUGGCAAGUCUCACAGCCCACCAACACAACCAACUUGAGAAAAUCCAACGACAUGCUAUCAAAAUCAUCAUUGGCACAACCUACACCUCUGUAUGCAAUGACCUGGGCUUGCAGUCCGUGGAGUCCCGCCGCACCCACCUGCAGAUCCUUUGUCCAGAAGCUUGCAAAACCCCAGCAACAAAUAACGUUAGCUGCCUCAGACGAUAGAUAGGACACGUCAGUGUCAGAUCUACCCAUCGAAUCGUUCCCCCUAUUCGGACUGACAGAUACUACAACAGCACUAUACCUUACUUUGUGAAGCUGCUUAAAUGUAAUAUUUUAUACUACAUAUCAUGUUUUAUUUGAUUUACUUACUUACGUAGGCCUAUGUAUGCUGCAAUUCAGCUUUUAGCGGCAAACGUGUACAAUUAAAAACUAAACCUUAAAUUCAUUUUGAUUCUUCAAUUACCAGAAUGCACCUCAGUCAGGCUUACGUCAUCUACAUGCGCCACACAGCUAACGCUAUUAAAAUGCGACUGUGGUGCUGAACAACGUUCGAAAAUCUGCAUACCCAAUAUAGGUUGGACAUUAACUAGUCAAAUGUAAGGAAACCCCUUUUAAUGUAAACACAAUUUAGAUUUUACCUGACUACGACAUGUGCGAUUCACCAGAAAAUCAAACGCUCCAGGCUCGUCUGCGAAGUUUGGAAGAGUUGACGGAGUUCACCGAGAACUGCCAGAGACAACUGAAUGAGCUGUUCGAGACGCUGGGAUGGAGACGGGACCUGGACAACGGCUCAGUUCAGGAGCCGAUGGAGGUGUGCCCCUAUGACCCGAACCACAGAGUGCCAAGCAGGAGCAUGGAGAGACACAAAGCCACCUGCCAACUCAGCCAGAUGGGAUACUCCCAUGAGGAACAGGCUGAGAUGUAUGACACCUCUCUGUGUUAUGAGAAUGCCAGCAUUACCAGCUUCACAAUGGACAAACACACCCAGCAACAAGUGAUUCUACAAGCAAGAGCAAGUGCACCGUCAAUUAGGACAGAGGGACUGUACAGCCAAAGUGAAUACUCCACAGAUCCUUCAGAAGUUCCUCAGAACCACAAGCGAGCUAUCUGUGACCUUACUGUGGCAGACCGACUGGCUCUUUUUGAUCACGUGACAAGGGAGGCCAGCCAACAGAAGGAUCAAGCUGUUGCAACCGACAACGAGGACCUCUAUGUUGAUUUGGUGGCCAAGCUCAAAAAGGGUAACGAUCAGAACGAGCACAAGUCUCACCUGGAGCUGAUGGCUGAGAUGAGGGACUACAAGAGACGGCGGCAGUCUUACAGAGCCAAGAACGUCCACAACACAAAGAAGUCCUACACUGAGGUGAUUCGGGAGGUAAUUAAUGUCCACUCUGUUGAACUGUCCAGUCAGUGGAAAGAGGAGGAGAGGAAGGACGAGGUUAGAGAGUCCAAACAUGCCCCUCAUAGGAGAAGGUCUGAGGACAGGCGGUCUGCCUCUACAGAGUCCCGCCAAUCUCAUGUCAGCUCCAGAGAUGGACCCGGCUCCCACCACAAAUGCCACCGCAGCAAAGACCCCAGCCCAGAGCAGAGCCAGGAGCGCAGCCGAGAGAAGGAGAGCAAGAAAAAGAGAAAGAGGGAUUCCUGUUCGCCGGAUGAGAGACCUCAUGAACGAAAGAAGAAAAAGAAGAAAAAGAAGAAAAAGGAAGAGAAGUGAUUUUCAAGUUUAGUACUUUGGCUUGGAAAACCAGAGAUUAGGUCAAGGAGCCAACCACAGCUACGUUCCAAUGUUCAUAAGAGCGUACCACUUACCACGCCUUCAUACUAAGUGCCCAAUUCAUGGCUUCAUACUAAAUGGUAUGCAUGGGUCGAUAUUUUAGUUUGACUCACAGACAAAUCUUUCUUUGAUGUAAUCUAAUGAUGAUAUUUUAAAGCAACAGUGCAGCUCUAAACAUUUGUCUUAAACUGAGAGGUUAUUAAAUGCCUGUUGUAUUAGAUUACAGAAUGUAAAUAAACUGUUAGAACACGA